AUCGCGUCCCGGGCAAGUCCAAUAAGAGUGGAUUCCAGUCAGACGAGCCGCAGUGGAGGAGAGCGGAGGUUGUUCAGCAGAUCGGCGGUAGCGCUCGCGGAGAGGACUUGGCCGGCCUUUGCCGAACUCCCACUAGGGACUUCCUUUGUUCUCUUUAGCGAGGCAUUUCAUCCUUUGAGCAUCUGCGCAGAAAUCCACUGAUACAUUGGACGUUAUCGUGGAUGCAUCUAAGACAAGGUCCGUUAUCGCUCGGUUAGACGGCCCCAAUUGGGCAUAAGAUCAACACCCUUGUAUUUCUCUCCCAUAUUCGUCGAAACAUCGCCUGCAACCUCCGGAAGCCACACGGCGGUCCAGCCCGGCGGAGCCCGUAGACAGAGACUACCCCUUUUAUGGACCGUGGGUUCUAUGGCCUGCCAUUGUUCUCGAAAGGUACAAAGCGCGCGCGCCACCCGUUCAACUUCUGUCUCUCUUACCACCACCACCCCUCGUGUGCCCUUUGCUCCUCCAUCCCCUGCGACCUACCCGGUCUCCACCCCCUACAGAGUCGAGCCUCAGCACACCUCACAUCACCCACUUACUACAAUGAGUACCACCUUGUUGAACGAGAAGGACGUCCGCGCGCUCAAGCGCGCCGACAUUCAAAAGUUGGCAAAGCGCGAAGGUAUUCGCGCGAAUGGAAAGACCGACGCCAUGGUUGUGGCGUUGUUCGCCAUGUACCCCGGCGGCAUCCUUCCGCUGGAGAAGGAGAAGGUCCCCGUCCGUCGGUCGAGGCGUCGCGGCACGCCGGAGCCGAAGGUCGAGGAGGUUGAGGAGGAGCUCGGAGGCGAGCCUCCGGUAUAUGGGGAGAGUAUCUCCCAAUACGUCCCUCCGAGACGCAGGGAAGCAGUAAGGCCCGCCGUCGUCGCCGCCGACGAGCAAGAGGCCCAGCAGCAGCAGCGUGCACCGUCGCCACUGCCGACGCCACCGCCACCGCCGUCGCCGCCACAGCACGAGGAGGAGGACCUCCCCCCUACCCUCCCGAACACGCCGGUCCCGUCCCCGGUGACGGCUACUUCGAGAGGUAUGUUCACUCACCUAUGUCCAUGGUAUGUCACUCACCAUGGACGCCACAGGCGCGCGCGUCCAGCGCAGCCCUCCGGUAGCCCUCCCCCUUCCAGCGCCUGUGUUCGUCCAAGGGUCCUCCAGACCCGUGAAUAGCCAGGCGCACGCACUGCAGCGCGAGCAGGAGCGCCUGACGACAGGUGCUCCCAUUAGCGCGGCCGCACGUGCACCAGAAUAUACAAGAGGUACAGAGGGCGCCUCGUUGUCGACCCAGGAGUUCCUGGAGUUCCUCGACGAGGGCCACAUCCGGCUCUCGCCACAGAGGCCAGCGGCACCAGCACCGGGCGCCGGUGCUGUUCCCCUCGUCGCGCCCCGUCCCCGCCGCUCCGCCGUCCCCUCCUUCCUCCCCGGGUCCGUAUUCCACCUGCAGCCCGCCCCCGCCGAGCCGCCAGCCCGGACUGUCGACCCGCGCCGGCGCCCGCCCCGAGCCUUCGCUCACCUCCC
Messenger RNA from Rhodofomes roseus, 1545 nucleotides. RefSeq lists its product as uncharacterized. Lineage: Eukaryota; Fungi; Basidiomycota; Agaricomycetes; Polyporales; Fomitopsidaceae. Bases 406 to 1197 code for a protein of 263 amino acids. The transcript has 4 exons. The record is from RefSeq and is a predicted model, not a curated record.